Molecule: messenger RNA, 1383 nt
Organism: Trypanosoma brucei brucei TREU927
Lineage: Eukaryota; Euglenozoa; Kinetoplastea; Trypanosomatida; Trypanosomatidae
Product: vacuolar transport protein 4A, putative
Exons: 1
Coding region: 1-1383 (460 amino acids)
Biological process (GO): endosomal transport; vacuole organization
Molecular function (GO): ATP binding; ATP hydrolysis activity
Source: RefSeq, a predicted model, not a curated record
AUGGAAGAUUCCUUCAACCUGAAGAAAGCAGAAGAGGCCAUACAGUUAGUGACGGAGGCGCGCGAACUGCUUCUGCAAUACAGUCACUUCCGAAAUGCCGGUGAGGACGCAAUCAUUCGCCUCCAAGGAAUACUGCGCGCCAUACUACAGUGUUCCUCUUUAAUGCAAGCAUAUGACGAUUCGCCGCAUCGUUGCGCCAUUUACGCCCACGUUUCCCGUACCCUUCUCAGAGUUAUUGAUCUUCCACCUGACGGAACCUUUCCCUCUAGCCACCGACAACACCAGCAACUUCAGCAGUACGAGAUGGAGGCAAAACCAUCAGUCUCCAGCUGUGAACAGGAAGUGGAGGAGCUUGGAGCCGCCAUUUUGUACCCACCGGGAAGUGUCGAUGGGCUCAAAGAGCAUGGAAAUACCAACAGGGUCCGGUGGGUUGACGUGAGUGGCUGUGAGGACGCCAUUGCUGCCUUGAAACGAGCAACGGUGCUCCCACUACGAUUCCCUCAUCUGUUUCAAGGUAAACGGCACCCGCCCCGGCAUAUUCUCCUUUACGGCCCACCAGGUACAGGCAAGACGCUGCUUGCUGCGGCGGCCGCGGCUGAGUAUGCAGCACCACUGCUUACCGUGUCAUCAGCAGACAUUUUGAGCAAGUGGAUUGGGGAUUCGGAGCGACAGGUGCGGCGCGUUUUCGAGGUGGCCGCCUCCUUCCCCCGCUGCGUUCUAUUUCUUGACGAGAUCGACGCGAUAGGUGGCGUACGGGGCGGGGCCGGGGAGAGCGAAGCAUCUCGGCGAGUCAAAACUGAACUGCUUCUGCGCAUGCAAAAAUCGCAUGUGGAUGGAAUCACGCUUAUAGCAGCCACCAACAUUCCUUGGGGACUUGACAGCGCUAUUCUUCGGCGUUUUGACCAACUCGUCUUUGUGGGGCUUCCGCCCUCGGCGGCGCGGUUCCGACUUAUUGUUGAGGAACUACGGCAUGUGCCAAGUGAACUUGGUGAGGAGGACAUCCAGUGGCUCGUCAACUCCACUGAGGGAUACUCAGCAUCAGAUAUUUGCCGCAUAACGCGACGUGCCGUCAUGGAACCUAUACAGAAGAUUUCAAUGGCGGGGUAUGCAAAGCCUAUCAGACCUUCCACCACUACUGUGAGUAACAGCGCCCCGACUGACAAUGAAUUGGUUUCACAAAAGUCGAGCAGCGGCAGCCCGCAGUACGUACUUUGCGACGAAGAUGAAGAAGGAGCGCGACCAAUUGAAACUGUGCCUACGGCGGCACUACACGUACCGGCAGUGUGUAGGGAGAAUUUUGAGUGCGCGCUCCGUGAAUUCCCGCCCACUACCACUUCGGAAGAGCUGGAAAAGUUCUUAAAGUGGCGCACAGGAGGAAAAUGA